UUCUCCCGACAAAAUUCCUAUUCUUGCAAUUUUCCCUGGAUGAUUAUUGAUGGCGAUGAAGUCCGCCACCGAAGCCACGAUGAUGCGCCUGAGACUGACGAGGAUUAUAACGUCGGCGACGAGGGCAACUACUAGCAACACCAAUCGCAGGCUACUAUCGGCGAAGAAUCUGAGCAGCCAAAGCAAUAAAAAUGGCGGAGAAGAAGGAUCGGUGGCGAGGGAGCGAGUGGAUUGCUUGGUGAUAGGGGCGGGAGUGGUGGGGCUCGCCGUGGCGCGGGAACUGGCCGCCAAGAAACGAAGGAAGGUGAUCCUCGUCGAUUCCGCUCCGACCUUCGGCACCGGCACCAGCUCUCGCAACAGUGAAGUCAUCCAUGCCGGCAUUUACUACCCUCCCUCUUCUUUCAAGGCACUUUUUUGUGUCAGGGGAAGAGAAUUGCUGUACAGUUAUUGCAGAGAACAUGAUAUUCCUCAUAAACAGAUUGGUAAGCUCAUAGUUGCUACUGGAUCUUCAGAGAUUCCAAAGUUGAACAGCAUAAUGAAUCGUGGGAUUGAAAAUGGGGUUGAUGGUCUAAGGAUGAUCGAAGGUUAUGAAGCCCUGAGAAUUGAGCCCGAACUGCAAUGUUCGAAAGCUUUAUUAUCUCCUGUGUCAGGAAUAAUUGAUACCCAUUCCCUGAUGCUGACUUUAGUGGGAGAAGCAGAGGGCUAUGGAACAACUUUGUCUUACAACACUGCCGUGGUUGGUGGUCACCUUGAAGGAAAUCAUCUUUGCGUUCAUAUUUCUGAAAGCAAGGCUCUUGAGAACUGGGAUGGGAAAUUUCCCCUGCAGCCAGAGCUUGUACUUAUUCCUAAGCUUGUAGUGAACUCUACAGGCUUGGGUGCACCAUCCCUUGCAAAGCGAUUUAGCGGCAUAGAUACUGCACUCAUUCCCACUUCAUAUUAUGCUCGUGGUUGCUACUUCACUCUAGCAAAUACUAAAGGUCCUCCAUUUAGACAUUUGAUUUAUCCUAUACCCGAGGAUGGUGGCUUGGGUGUGCAUGUUACCCUGGAUUUGAAUGGCCAAGUGAAAUUUGGCCCUGAUGUUGAAUGGAUUAAUGGUGGCAGUGAUACUUCAAUUUUACUGAACAAGUUUGAUUACUCUGUACAUGCAGAUCGUGCAAACCGAUUUUACCCAGAGAUAAGAAAGUACUAUCCCAGUUUGAAGGAUGGAUCUCUGGAGCCUGGUUAUGCUGGCAUCCGACCCAAACUUUCUGGUCCCAAACAGGGGUUUGUUGAUUUUGUGAUCCAGGGAGAGGACAUUCAUGGAGUACCUGGCCUUGUAAACUUGUUUGGAAUUGAGUCACCAGGUUUAACUUCAAGCUUGGCAAUUGCAGAGUAUGUUGCCAACAGGUUGUCAAGUGUAUAACCUACACCCAGAAACUUGUUUGAUCAAAUUGUUCGGUUUCCUAAUAUUUCCUACCGGCUGUCAGUUCAGAGCCCAGCUGACCCCACAUAGUGGGAUUAGGAUAAAGGCUUCGGUAAGUUGUCGUCUUGUUCAGAGUCCAGUAUUAUUCCCUUUGAAGUCCAGAAAGUUGGAGAGGUAUCCAUCUUUGAUGUCAAAUGCAUUUCACUAUCUCAAUGUUUCCUCUACCAACUCAAUUGCUUUUGCCAUGUAUGUGGAUGAUCUCAUGGUGUUCUCUCA
Messenger RNA from Diospyros lotus (date-plum), 1678 nucleotides. Its product is annotated as L-2-hydroxyglutarate dehydrogenase, mitochondrial. Bases 50 to 1402 code for a protein of 450 amino acids. Gene Ontology annotation, molecular function: (S)-2-hydroxy-acid oxidase activity; (S)-2-hydroxyglutarate dehydrogenase activity. The record is from RefSeq and is a predicted model, not a curated record. Gene Ontology annotation, cellular component: mitochondrion. The transcript has 5 exons. Lineage: Eukaryota; Viridiplantae; Streptophyta; Magnoliopsida; Ericales; Ebenaceae.